AUGGCGGCGACCGCACCGCAGCUAAAACUGAUCUACUUGGAUCACCACUACUGGCGUGCGGAGUGCGCGCGCCUGGCCCUCUUCAUGGCCGGAGUUCCAUUCGAGGAUGCACGCAUGGGGUACGAGGGCAUGUACGCAUCCGGGGCCCUAACCUUCGGAACUUUUCCGGCCCUGGUCGUGCCGGGAAAGGGCGUGCUGAACCAGACGCAAGCCAUUGCGCGGUAUGUGGGACAUCUCACUGGGAUGUACCCUAGCGACCCCUUCCUGGCUGCGAAGUGCGACGAAGCCAUCGACGGCCUCACAGAUGUCUCGGACCUCGUCACCGAUACCAUGCAGGAGCUUUGUGGUCAAGGUUUCAAGCGUCGAUUUGCCACCGCAUUCGAGCGGGAUCCGAAGCGGAAGAUGGCCUGGAGGGCGGCCCUGGUGGCACCCGAUGGUCGCAUGACCAUGCUGUUGAAUGGCCUUGAAACGCUGCUGAAGCAGAACGGUGCCCGUCCAGUGCCCUACGUGGCAGGCAGUUCACUAAGUGUGGCCGACCUCGCCAUCUGGAGGGCUGUCGGCUGGAUCUCCAGUGGGGUGAUCGACGGCAUAGCUCCUACGUACAUGCAAACUACCUUCCCGCUUCUGUGGGCACUGCAUUGUGCGGUGGACCAGGAUCCCAAGGUUGCAGAGUGGAAGAUGCGAAAUCCCCAUCACUACAAGCGCUGA
Molecule: messenger RNA, 708 nt
Organism: Symbiodinium sp. CCMP2456
Lineage: Eukaryota; Dinophyceae; Suessiales; Symbiodiniaceae
Source: the annotation of a GenBank genome assembly